Cylicocyclus nassatus is the source of this 516-nucleotide messenger RNA. NCBI's taxonomy places the organism in Eukaryota, Metazoa, Nematoda, Chromadorea, Rhabditida, Strongylidae. The record is from the annotation of a GenBank genome assembly.
AUGCAUCAAGACAAACGUUUCUGUGUAAAAUUCAUCGUUUUACAGUUCAGCACCAUUUUGGAGAGAAUGGGGGUGAACACAACCAGUAUCGUCAAUCAUGUAUCUGAGAAUAACUCCAGUAGCUCCAGUAGCUCCAGCAGCUCCAGUAGCUCCAGUAGCUCCAGUAGCUCUAGUAGCUCCAGUAGCUCCAGCGAGGAGAGUGAAGAGGAAAAAGAGGUCCGAAAUGCUCUGAAAAAAAUAAACCUCGCCAACCUAACCAUUCCGUCUCUGAAUCCUCCCAAAUUUGUUGCGAGUAACGAGAGUAUCAACAAUGGGAUCAACAACAACCGCGACAUCUAUUUAGAGAGAGUGGACGAACUCUUGAACCAAAGCAUCAGAAAUCUCGCCGACAUGUUGAGGAGCUUAGGGGUGGACCCAACCGAUAUCAUCAAUCGUGUAUCUAAGAUGGCGUUAGGUGAACUCGCCCAAUUGAUUUUCCGUCGAAAGGAUGCAGCACAAAAUAAAGAAGGAUCUUGA